This is a messenger RNA of Leptinotarsa decemlineata (Colorado potato beetle), 336 nucleotides long. Its product is annotated as C-1-tetrahydrofolate synthase, cytoplasmic-like. The record is from RefSeq and is a predicted model, not a curated record. NCBI's taxonomy places the organism in Eukaryota, Metazoa, Arthropoda, Insecta, Coleoptera, Chrysomelidae.
CUCCUGAAUAAAAUAGAAGAACUGAACAUCAGUCCUCAUAUUCAUGGAAUCAUAGUGCAGAUGCCAUUAGAUGCUGAUACUGAAAUCAACUCUCACCUAAUCACAGACGCUGUUGCAACCGAAAAGGAUGUUGAUGGAGAAAUCACCGAACAACUGAAAUCCUCAGUUGCUGCAAUCAAACAAAAACUUCCAAAAUUUCAACCAGGAUUGGCGAUUGUUCAGGUGGGAGAAAGAGAAGAUUCAAAUGUUUACAUUCGGAUGAAAAUACAAGCCGCCCUCAAUAUCGGCAUAAAAACAGAGCAUGUAAAACUGCCCAGAUCUACAACAGAAAGAGAG